This is a messenger RNA of Striga hermonthica, 845 nucleotides long. The record is from the annotation of a GenBank genome assembly. Lineage: Eukaryota; Viridiplantae; Streptophyta; Magnoliopsida; Lamiales; Orobanchaceae.
ACGUCCCAGGCUGCUACCACACCGACCACGGUGCCAGGAACACAGGAGGAGGACGUGCCGAGUUAUGGCGGAGGAGGCGAACACAGAGAUAGGGCAAUGGAGAGGAUGGCCGAGCAGCUCAGGCAGCUGCAGGAGAAGGUGGAAGGGAGGCCGGACAGGCGUGCUCGAGGACACCCGUUCUCGAGGGAUAUCCUAGCUGCACCACUGCCUGCGAGUUUCCAGGAGAUAAAUUUGAUUUUUUAUGGGUCGAGCGACCCGUCGAGGCAUGAAAGAGCAUUUGAAAACAUGUCCAUUUUGCACGGGUAUUCAGAUCCGACAUACCUCACUUUGAUGGCGAUGCGACAAGGCGAGAAAGAGUCCCUGCGAAAAUAUGUUGCUCGAUACAAUCAAAUGUGUUUGGAGGUGCCCACAGCGGGCGACGAGGUGAAGGCAAGAGGGUUGAUUAGAAGUCUGCGACCAGGGCCAUGUCGAACGUCACUGACAAAGAUGCCUGCUCGAACUUACGAUGAGGUGCUCAAGAGGUGCAAGAAGUACAUCAAUUUGGAAGAGACAGAGGCGGAGUUCGCUAAACUCGAAGAGGUGGCGAGGCCUGAUCAAAGGAAAGAAAAGCCGAAUUCGCCCAGGAGAGGAUCACCUAAGAGAAACCCCCUAAAGAAUGGCUCAUCCAAGAGAGCGUCGCCCAGAAGGGAGGGGCGAAAACUGUUUCACGGAGGGAGAGAGGACCGCUGGCAAGAGCGACCUCGGUUACCCAAUGGCCAACGAUAUAACACUUUCACUCCUAUUAACGCCCAAAUGGGCGAAGUCCUGGCGGCCAUCGAGGAGAAGCUGGAGAGUAAGGAGGUCAC